This is a messenger RNA of Penicillium coprophilum, 1581 nucleotides long. RefSeq names its product sugar porter family MFS transporter. The record is from RefSeq and is a predicted model, not a curated record. Gene Ontology annotation, biological process: transmembrane transport; carbohydrate transport. Gene Ontology annotation, cellular component: membrane. Gene Ontology annotation, molecular function: carbohydrate:proton symporter activity. The transcript is spliced from 6 exons. NCBI's taxonomy places the organism in Eukaryota, Fungi, Ascomycota, Eurotiomycetes, Eurotiales, Aspergillaceae. The coding region runs from base 1 to 1581 and encodes 526 amino acids.
AUGAUGGAUAGCUUGGAUCUCUCCAGUCAUCUCAGUGGGAGAUGGCUCAUCACUGUCAUCACUGUCGCAAAUGCUUGCUCGACGGCAUGGUUUGGGUAUGAUCAGGGAGUCUUCUCGGGAGUUUUAAUCUCGGCUGACUUCAAGAAACACUUCCCACAAACAAAAGAAUCAAAUAUCUCUGGUAUUACAUCGAGUUGCUUCUCUCUUGGUGCUUUUUUUGGUGCUAUAUUCGCUUUUACUCUCGGCGACAGGCUCGGUCGAAAGAAGACAAUCACUCUCGGUCUGGUGUGCAACACUAUCGGGGCGGUCCUCCAGGUUGUGUCAUGGGAUUUCCCACAGCUGAUAAUUGGGCGUAUUAUUAAUGGCUUCGGUAUGGGAUUGACCUCUUCGACGUGCCCUGUGUACCAGGCCGAGUGCUCCAAACCACGAGUUCGUGGAAAGCUCGUGGUAGUGGGUUCUCUCUCCAACACAGCGGCUUUUUGUCUGGCCAACUGGAUGAACUAUGGGUUAUACUUUCAAGGCGAGGCACUCCAAUGGAGAUUUUCCUUGGGAUUUCAACUCAUAUUCCCAUGCGUCGUGGUCGUUGCUCUCAUAUUUGUUCCUGAGUCUCCAAGAUGGCUUUUGCUCAAGGAUAGACACGAGGAAGCGCUGGCAGUACUUGCGAGACUCGAGGGGAAGAACAAAGACGUCCACGAUGAAGAUGUCACUGCUCAAUUUCUAUCCAUACGGUCGGCACUCCAGAUUGAGCGUCAAAGCCAGGUACCGAUGGCGGAUGUCUUGAUGUGCCGCGACAAGACACAAAACCUCCGGCGGCUACUCUUGUCCUGUGGUACUCAGUUUAUGCAACAGUUCAGUGGGGUCAACGCCCUUGGGUAUUAUCUUCCAACCCUUUUGCAGGAAAGUGUCGGACUCGGAGAGGAGGAGAGUCGCUUGCUCACUGCGGUGAACGGUACGACGUAUCUAUUUGCCGCGUUUUGUUGUCUGGCAAUUAUUGAUCGUUUUGGGCGUCGCAAGCUAAUGCUCUAUGGCGCAAUCACCAUGGGCGCAUGCUAUCUUGUUGCUGCAAUGUGCCUUCGAACCGGCGAGGGCGACCCUUCACGAAAGCAAUUGAUGGGACGGGUGACCACCGCCAUGUUCUUUUUGUAUUACUUCUUCUAUGGAACAAGUUUUGCCAAAGUCCCCUGGGUCUAUAACUCCGAGGUGAACUCACUCGGAUGGCGCACCCGAGGCGCUGCCGCGGCCACGGCAACAAACUGGAUGGGCGGAUUCAUCGUGACGCAGUUCACGAGUGUUGGUGUGAACAAUCUACGCUGGCGGUUUUAUUUGAUUUUCGCCAUUAUUGCUUGGUCGUUCUUCCCUAUCAUCUUCUGUUUCUAUCCGGAAACUUCACGACGUACCUUGGAGGACAUAGACGCGAUCUUCAUCCAACAUCCCUCGCCGAUUGUAUGUGGCAAGCAUGAAUUGACCCAGCGCAAGCGGCCGCAGACAUUUGUCGACGCCGAAAGGGAUCGCAUCUUGGAGACCACACAGCUUGGCGAAAAGGUCAAAGGGGCAACGACGGCACAUUAUGAGCAUGUCUAA